AUGGCUGCCGCUCUCCGUCAAUACGUCCAUCAGUGGGUGGAGAGUCAAGGUGGAGUACGUUUUGUGCUCUCCAGGCUGAAUUUGGUGGAGGAUCUUGCCGAACUUAUUCGAACUGCUACGGAAGAAUAUAGUAAAGCUGUUUCAACAACAGCUAGUACCGAAUCGGAGGCGUUAUUGUUGAGUGCACUUACAGACGUGUGUCGAUAUUGUAUUCAAGUAGCAUCCACUGGCACUCCUCAAGAGGAUUUUUUCUUGGAUAGGAAUGCAAUGCAGUCUACCAUGCGCCACAACUACUCGGUUAUUGUUGGUAGUGAGAAGGAAAUGCAAAAUCACGAGAAGGUUAUGCGGUUGUUAGUUGUUGCUCGCUCCACGCUUCAUCACAGAUGUGCCGAAGAUUUGCAAGUAAGUGUCUCUCCUUUAAUGGUGGAGUUGCUUUCUUUUUUUGACAACCUGUCAUCAACUUGCAUUAUCCCUCCCGACAACCGGAGAGAUGAUGUGCCGCGUUGCCGUUUGAGUGGGUUGCGACUCGAAUGUGGGGCUGGAAGUUCAGCGGUUGAUGAUUUCGUCCAACAGUAUUGGGAUGCAGCAAUUGGCAACUCGGUUCCCACACCGUAA
Molecule: messenger RNA, 615 nt
Organism: Trypanosoma brucei brucei TREU927
Lineage: Eukaryota; Euglenozoa; Kinetoplastea; Trypanosomatida; Trypanosomatidae
Exons: 1
Coding region: 1-615 (204 amino acids)
Source: RefSeq, a predicted model, not a curated record